Molecule: messenger RNA, 924 nt
Organism: Moneuplotes crassus
Lineage: Eukaryota; Ciliophora; Spirotrichea; Euplotida; Euplotidae
Source: the annotation of a GenBank genome assembly
UUAGGAUAUAUGGAAGAAACAAAAGAGAAAGAAUUUGGCAACCUGAUUAGAGGUAAAAAGGUAGCGAAGGAAGUCCAGGAUGGCCUCAAGGCCGAGCUUGAGGAACUCCAAACUAAAUCACCGAAAGUCACUCCAAAGCCAGGCUUUGGAUAUAUUAUUGUAGGAGAGAGGCCAGAUUCGUCACUCUAUGUCAAGAUGAAGAUUAAAGCUUGUGAAGAGAUUGGAAUUCAAGUAAAAGGUGACAAUUUUCCGGUGGAUGCUACUGAAGAAGAAGUUAUUACUAAAGUGCAAGAGCUUAACGAUGAUCCUGAAAUUCAUGGAAUCCUUGUCCAAUUACCUCUUCCAGAUCAUAUAGAUGAGGACAAGGUCCUCAGCAUAAUCAGCAAAGAGAAAGAUGUUGAUGGGCUACACCCAGCAAAUGUGGCUGACCUUGUGAUGAGAGGAAAAUCUCCUAGAUUUGUCGCCUGAACACCUUUCGGAUGCUUGCAUUUAAUCAAGACUGUUUGUCCUGAUCUCAGUGGCCUUAGAGCAGCUGUGAUAGGAAGAAGCAACAUCGUUGGACUUCCAAUGUUUAGUCUACUUCAGGAUGCAAAUGCUACUGUGACUCUUUGCCAUUCAAGGACAAAAGAUAUUGAGAGCAUUCUUAAAGAAUGAGAUAUCGUAGUCGCUGCAAUUGGCAAACCUCAAUUUGUCAAAGGAGAAUGGCUUAAACCUGGAUGUAUCGUCAUCGACGUCGGGAUCCACUCCAUAGAGGACAAGACGAAGAAGUCAGGUACAAGAUUGGUAGGUGAUGUAGACACUGCCUCUGCCAAAACUGUUGCUAAGUACAUCACCCCUGUCCCUGGAGGUGUCGGCCCCAUGACAAUUGCAAUGCUUAUGAACAAUAUAGUGAAAUCUUGGAAAAUUGAAAAUUUUGAUGAAUAA